UCCCAGUUCCCCCGGGCUGGUGGGUGUUCCGCCCGGAGGGGCUGUCCCAGGUCGUGGUCCCGCGGAACCGAGGCGCUGCCGGUCCCCCGAGACCGUGCACCAGCUGCGAGUUUCUCAGCGGGUACAAAUGAUGCAAAAUGUGCACCUGGCUCCAGAGACUGACGAAGAUGACCUUUAUUCUGGAUAUAAUGACUACAACCCAACCUAUGACACCGAGGAAUUGGAGAAUGAUACAGGUUUUCAGCAAGCAGUAAGAACUAGUCAUGGCAGAAGACCUCCAAUAACUGCUAAAAUACCAAGCACGGCAGUUACUAGACCUAUAGCUACUGGAUAUGGGUCCAAGACAUCCUUAAUGUCAUCAAGGGGAAGACCAGUGACAGGAGCUAUUCAGGAUGGAGUUACUAGACCCAUGACAGCAGUGAGAGCAGCUGGGUUUACCAAAGCAGCUUUGAGAGGUUCUGCAUUUGAUCCCCUUGGUCAAUCAAGGGGCCCUGCCCCUCCUCUGGAAACCAAAAACGAAGAUAGUCCGGAAGAAAAGAUUAGGCAAUUAGAGAAGAAGGUAAAUGAGCUGGUAGAAGAAAGCUGUAUUGCCAACAGUUGUGGAGACUUAAAAUUGGCCUUAGAAAAGGCUAAAGAUGCAGGAAGAAAAGAAAGAGUCCUGGUGCGGCAACGAGAACAAGUUACAACUCCAGAAAAUAUCAAUUUGGAUUUAACUUACUCAGUGCUCUUUAACUUGGCCAGUCAGUAUUCAGCUAAUGAAAUGUAUGCUGAAGCGCUAAAUACAUAUCAAGUCAUAGUGAAAAAUAAAUUGUUUAGCAAUUCAGGAAGAUUGAAAGUGAAUAUGGGAAACAUUUAUUUAAAGCAAAGAAAUUAUUCCAAAGCCAUUAAAUUCUACCGAAUGGCCUUAGAUCAAAUCCCAAGUGUCCAUAAAGAAAUGAGGAUUAAAAUAAUGCAGAACAUUGGAGUUACGUUUAUUAAAACUGGUCAGUAUUCAGAUGCCAUUAAUUCACUUGAGCACAUAAUGAGUAUGGCGCCAAACCUGAAGGCAGGCUUCAACCUAAUUCUUAGUUAUUUUGCCAUUGGAGACCGAGAAAAAAUGAAGAAGGCAUUUCAAAAAUUGAUUGCUGUUCCAUUAGAAAUUGAUGAUGAUGAUAAAUAUAUUUCACCAAGCGAUGAUCCCCAUACUAAUUUAGUAAUUGAAGCUAUAAAAAACGAUCAUCUCAGACAAAUGGAACGUGAAAGGAAAGCCAUGGCAGAAAAAUACAUCAUGACAGCUGCAAAACUUAUUGCUCCUGUGAUUGAGACAUCCUUUGCAGUAGGUUAUGACUGGUGUGUGGAGGUAGUGAAAGCUUCUCAGUAUGUGGAGCUGGCCAAUGAUCUGGAAAUAAACAAAGCAAUCACAUACUUGAGACAAAAAGACUUUAACCAAGCUGUCGAUACCUUAAAAAUGUUUGAAAAGAAAGACAGCAGGGUGAAAAGUGCAGCUGCAACCAACCUCUCAUUCCUGUACUAUCUGGAAAACGAAUUUGCGCAGGCCAGCAGCUAUGCAGAUCUAGCUGUGAACUCUGAUAGAUACAACCCAUCAGCGCUUACUAAUAAAGGGAACACAAUUUUUGCAAAUGGUGAUUAUGAGAAGGCAGCCGAGUUCUAUAAAGAGGCUCUAAGAAAUGAUUCUUCUUGUACUGAGGCCCUUUAUAAUAUUGGCCUUACCUAUAAGAAGCUCAGCCGGCUAGAGGAAGCUUUGGAGUGUUUCCUGAAACUUCAUGCAAUUCUGCGGAACAGUGCCGAAGUGCUUUACCAGAUAGCAAAUGUAUAUGAGUUAAUGGAAGAUCCCAAUCAGGCUAUCGAAUGGCUAAUGCAGCUGAUCAGCGUUGUUCCAACUGAUUCUAAAGCUUUGUCUAAACUAGGAGAAUUAUAUGAUAGUGAAGGAGACAAAUCCCAGGCAUUCCAGUACUACUAUGAGUCAUAUAGGUAUUUCCCUUCUAAUAUUGAAGUCAUUGAGUGGCUUGGAGCCUAUUACAUUGACACUCAAUUUUGUGAAAAAGCCAUUCAGUACUUUGAAAGAGCUUCCCUUAUACAGCCUACACAAGUGAAAUGGCAGCUGAUGGUAGCAAGCUGUUUCAGAAGAAGUGGUAACUACCAAAAAGCAUUGGAUACUUACAAAGAUAUUCACAGAAAAUUUCCAGAAAAUGUUGACUGUCUGCGCUUCUUGAUUCGUCUCUGCACAGAUAUUGGAUUAAAAGAGGUUCAAGAAUAUGUCACAAAACUCAAGAGGCUGGAAAGAAUGAAGGAAAUAAGGGAACAGCGCAUAAAGUCGGGCAGAGAUGGCAGUGGGAGCUCCCGUGGCAAAAGAGAGGGGAGUGCUGGCAGUGAUAGUGGCCAGAGCAGUAGUGCCGGUAGUAAAGGUGAACGACUAAGUGCCAGACUCAGAGCUUUACCUGGGACAAAUGAACCUUAUGAAAGUAGCAGUAACAGAGAAAUAGAUGCAUCCUAUGUGGACCCACUUGGCCCUCAAAUAGAAAGACCAAGAACUGCAGCCAGAAAACGAACCGACGAGGAUGAUUUUGCCGAUGAAGAGUUGGGAGAUGACUUGCUUCCAGAAUAAUACAUAGUUUUUUGUGUUACUUUUUAAAAGAAAGAAAUUGCCUUAUAAUACUCAGGAUAAACUCUGGGUUAAAUAUCCAACUUUUAGUUUUGUACACUGUUAACACUUUAUGUGUAUUCUGUUCUAUGAAUAUGGCUUUAUGUUGUUGUUUUUACGGAAUAAAAAUGUGAAACUAACGCU
This is a messenger RNA of Chinchilla lanigera (long-tailed chinchilla), 2785 nucleotides long. RefSeq names its product intraflagellar transport 88 (gene Ift88). The record is from RefSeq and is a predicted model, not a curated record. The transcript is spliced from 26 exons. Gene Ontology annotation, molecular function: kinesin binding. Gene Ontology annotation, cellular component: ciliary base; ciliary basal body; centriole. Lineage: Eukaryota; Metazoa; Chordata; Mammalia; Rodentia; Chinchillidae. Gene Ontology annotation, biological process: kidney development; non-motile cilium assembly; intraciliary transport. Bases 128 to 2605 code for a protein of 825 amino acids.